Messenger RNA from Rangifer tarandus platyrhynchus (Svalbard reindeer), 1599 nucleotides. Lineage: Eukaryota; Metazoa; Chordata; Mammalia; Artiodactyla; Cervidae. The record is from the annotation of a GenBank genome assembly.
AUGAAGACCGUGAAAGGAUUCUGCGUGCUUUUCAUGCUGCAGCUAUGUCUCCUUGACUCUGGAAGGACGGGCAAAGUUCUUGUAUGGCCUGUGGAUUUUAGUCAUUGGAUUAAUUUAAAAGUUAUUUUAGAAGAACUUCACCUUCGUGGGCAUGAGAUAACUGUCCUGGUACCUUCACAAAGUCUUCUGAUUGACCAUACCAAGGUUCCCUAUAAUGUGGAGAUCCUCCAGCUUUUGGUAACUAAAGAAACUUUCAUGGAAAAGCUCAAAACCAUUCUCUAUGAAGCUUCUUUUAAUGUGUCAAAAUUCUCAUGGUGGGAAAUGCAAAUAAAACUGGCAAACAUAGGCAGAAAAUUUUUAUUAACAUUCAAAAGAGUGUGUGACAGUGCUGUCACAAACAAGGAGUUACUCAGCAGACUACAGGUAGCCAAGUUCGAUGUAUGUAUUGCUGACCCUUUAAUAUUUUGUGGGGAAUUGGUGGCUGAACUCCUGAAUAUUCCAUUUAUAUACACUUUUCGGGUUUUCUAUGGCAAUUUCAUUGAAAGAUUGUGUGCUUGGCUUCCUAUGCCAUCUUCAUAUGUUCCUGGUAUCACAUCAAGACUGACAGACAACAUGACUUUUAUACAGAGGCUGGAGAACUGGUUACUGUAUACAGUGAAUGAUGUGAAGAUAUAUCUCUCUUUUAACAUAUCAGAUUCCUUUCCCUCUAUUAUCCUUCAUUUUUAUUCAGGAAAACCUACCACAAUAUGUGAGAUAAUGGGGAAAGCUGAUAUGUGGUUGUUUCGAAGUUACUGGGAUUUUGAAUUUCCUCAACCUUACUUACCUAAUACUGAGUUUGUUGGAGGACUGCACUGCAAGCCUGCAAAGCCACUGCCUAAGGAACUCGAAGAGUUUGUUCAAAGCUCUGGAAAAGAUGGAGUCGUGGUGUUUACUCUGGGGUCAAUGAUCAGAAACCUCUCAGAAGAAAAAUCUAAUGUGAUUGCAUCAGCUCUUGCCCAGAUUCCACAGAAGAUUCUGUGGAGAUACAUAGGAAAGAAACCAGAAACACUAGGAGACAAUACCCGGCUGUAUAAAUGGAUUCUACGGAAUGAUCUUCUUGGUCAUCCCAAAACCAGAGCUUUUGUCUCUCACUGUGGAACCAAUGGGAUCUAUGAAGCUAUUUACCACGGGGUCCCUAUAGUUGGAAUUCCUAUGUUUGGUGAUCAGCGCGUUAAUAUUGCUCAUCUGAAAGCCAAAGGGGCAGCUGUUGCAGUAGACUUGCGAAGAAUGACAAGUGCAGAUCUGCUUAAUGCAUUGAAAGCAGUUAUUAACAACCCUCUCUAUAAAGAGAAUGCUAUGAAGUUAUCAAGAAUUCACCAUGAUCAGCCUGUGAAACCCCUGGACCGAGCAGUCUUCUGGGUUGAGUUUAUCAUGUGCCAUAAAGGAGCCAAGCACCUUCGCCCAGCCUUCCGUGACCUCACCUGGUAUCAGCACCACUCUUUGGAUGUGAUUGGCUUCCUGCUAGCUUGUGUGGCAACUGUUGCAUUCCUGGUCACUAAAUGUUGCCUCUUUUGUUGCUGGAAGUAUGGUAAGACUGCAAAGAAGAAAAAGAGAGAGUAG